GUGAGUUGCAACUGGUGCGUGCUAUUGGUACGUGGCUGAGGUUGUUUUACGCUGCUAAUGACAGUGUUGUUUACUACUUGAAUGGCAGUUCCAGAGUUUUUCAAAGAUAUUUCAACGGAGGAAUAUAUUUUAUAUUGUAACUUCGUGUUCGUUUUGAUGCUUGUUGUGGCCUGGGUGGUUUGCACCAAGACGAAAUGGAGAAAGAACUUGAAGUCGAAAGAAGUCCAGCAGCAGCAGCUCCACCAACAGCAAACACAGACGGUUGUUGUAGUGCAAGCGUAGUACAAUUGACGGAACAGCGACAGCAAAAUGUAGCAGCCACCGAGAAUGAUGGAUUGGCAAAAAUAAAAGACAAAUUCAUUGAUUGGGAAAAAAUCAAACUAUCUCGUGAAAAAUCAGAAGGAACGAAGAAAGAUGCUGAGAAAACGGAAAAGACGAAUAAGGAUAAUGAAACUGAUGAGCCGCCUUUGAAAAAAGUAAAGCAUGAAAAAUCGCGUGGUCAAAACAAACACCGUCCUCGAGACAAGAAAAUAGACUGCUCAGACAGACUCUGCCCUAGCAUACUUACAGAAAAAGUUUGCACUUUCGGUGAAAAAUGUCGCUUUGAGCACAAUGUUAAAGAAUUCAUGACUACAAAACCACCUGAUAUUGGGGACAAAUGUUAUGCAUUUGAGACUUAUGGAAAAUGUUUUUAUAGUCUUAUGUGUCGUUUUGGUACCAGUCAUCUCGGUGAGGACUACACAAAUUUAAUUGACAAUGACAAAUUUAAGGACUAUGUUCCAAGCAAAAAUGUCCUUUCUAAAGAUUUGCAAAGGUUACUGUGGAAGAAAAAAUACAAGUAUGAAAAAGCUGGCAAGGUUAUAGAUACUCUGAUGAAUAUGAAAGGAAAAAAUCAUUCUAUUUUGAAAGAUAGUAUAGAAAAGCGUCUGAGUGUUGAAAACCUAACUUUGAAUAAAAGCAAUGAAGUUAAGUCUGACGGAACCACUACAGCCGCAGGACAAAAUGAAGAGGGCAUUAUGGGUGUAACUGAUGCAGGACCUGUUGGCAGUUUAGAGACUACUGUUGAAUCACAACCCAAAGUUGAUUUAAAGAACAAGACGGAUAACAUGCAUGUUAACUCAUCUCCAAGUCUCUCAGAAUCAAUUCCAGAUAAAGAUGUAAAGAUGAGAAUAUGCGAGAAAAAGAAAAUUGACUUUUCCAAUAAACUUUACUUAGCUCCGUUGACGACAGUUGGAAACCUACCAUUCAGACGUAUAUGUAAACGAUAUGGAGCCGAUAUCACAUGUGGUGAAAUGGCUAUGUGCACCAAUCUAUUGCAAGGUCAGCUGUCUGAGUGGGCUUUGGUCAAAAGACACCAUACUGAGGAUUUAUUUGGUGUUCAGCUAUGUGGUUCUUUCCCGGAUACAAUGACUAAAUGUGCUGAGAUUCUUAAUGACAAGAUGGAUAUUGAUUUUAUUGAUGUCAAUGUGGGAUGUCCAAUAGAUCUGGUGUUUAAGAAGGGUGGUGGUUGCGCCCUCAUGGGUAGACUCAGCAGAUUUGAACACAUAAUAACAGGAAUGUCAUCAGUGAUGGAUAUACCGAUCACUGUCAAAAUGAGAGCUGGUAUCCAAGACAACAACUUUACAGCACAUAAAGUCUUACCCAGACUACGAGAUUGGGGAGUUUCCAUGGUAACGCUCCAUGGUCGUUCACGUGAACAACGUUACACUAAAAUAGCAGACUGGGAUUAUAUCUCCAAAUGUGCAGAGAUAGCUAAGCCAAUGCCGCUAUAUGGUAAUGGCGAUAUCCUUUCUUAUGAAGAUGCUAACAGACAAAGACAACAUACUGGCGUGUCAGGUGUCAUGAUUGCUAGGGGUGCUUUAAUUAAACCAUGGGUCUUCACUGAAAUCAAAGAACAAAGACAUUGGGACAUCUCCUCUUCUGAGAGAUUUGAUAUUCUUAGAGACUUCACAAAUUAUGGACUUGAACACUGGGGAUCAGAUCAACAGGGAGUUGACAGAACUCGCAGAUUUCUCCUGGAAUGGUUGUCAUUUUUAUAUCGCUACAUUCCCGUUGGUAUAUUAGAGAGCAUCCCCCAGAAAAUUAAUCAGCGCCCGCCAUGUUAUUUCGGCAGGGAUGAUCUUGAGACAUUAAUGGCCAGCCCAAAUUGUGGUGAUUGGGUCAAAAUCAGUGAGAUGUUACUUGGUCCUGUUCCCAGUGGUUUUGAGUUUCUUCCCAAACAUCGUGCAAAUUCCUACAAAUAAAUAAGC
Messenger RNA from Saccoglossus kowalevskii, 2249 nucleotides. Its product is annotated as tRNA-dihydrouridine(47) synthase [NAD(P)(+)]-like. Lineage: Eukaryota; Metazoa; Hemichordata; Enteropneusta; Harrimaniidae. The record is from RefSeq and is a predicted model, not a curated record. Gene Ontology annotation, biological process: tRNA processing. Gene Ontology annotation, molecular function: RNA binding; metal ion binding; tRNA dihydrouridine synthase activity.